AUUCAGUCACUGAAGGCACAUCACAUCACUUAAAUUUCUAGAGUUCAGGCUAGUAUGGGUGGACAGACAGGACUCUUUCUCUUUUGGCUUCACGUUUUUUGUGAAGUCGUGCUUGCUGAUGUUUGGAAGGUGGAUGUAGAGCAUAAAAUGGAGGCUCUGGUCUCGUCUUGUGUGGUGUUGCCUUGUAAAUUCACAUACCCUGCUCAGCAGCAGCCCUCUGAUCGUAUUAGAGGCAUAUGGCACAAAGAAAAAAAAUGGGAUGACAUCAUCUUUCAUGGAGACAAGACACUGGUUGAAGACAAUUUUAAAGGUCGCACAAAACUGAUUGGUUCACUUGGUGGUUCCAACUGCUCCUUGGAGAUUGAUGAAGUGAAAAACAUUGACAAUGGCCCGUAUUGCUUCAGGGUGGAAUUAGAAACAGCUCCAGAAGACAAGUACUCUUUUGCGGAAAACUGUGUGUCAAUUAAUAUGAUUGAGGAAGCACCAAAUCCUGUGGUGGAGGCUGAGACGUCUGUUCUUGAGGGGGAACCUGCAAUCUUCAAAUGCUCUGUCAGACACACCUGUCCGACCCACCAGCCCUCUCUCAGCUGGAACCACUCAGGAAAAAUCAUCUCGAGCUACAAGAGCUUGGGUCAUGGAAACUGGGAAGCAGAGUCUCUCCUGACCUUCACCCCAACAAAGGAGGACAGUCACACCUCUAUCGAAUGCACAGUCAAGUACCACGGGAAUGUCAAGGGUAAAAUGAAAGCCAGCCGUCCUGUCUUUGUGAAAGAAAAAGCAACUCUCAGUCACAUCAUCAUACCCGCCUUAUCUGGACUUGGAGCGGCUCUUUUGGUUGGAACUGUGUGUUUCCUUGUUGUCAAGCGAUAUAGGUUUCGCUCAGGCGAAGGUAGAAGUGAACUAGGUGGCAGAGAGCAGAGGAGGUCUAUUUGGAGUCGAUUUUCAAGGAGAGAUCAAAGGCAUCAGAUUGACAGGGGCUUUGACAAUAAGAGGAACUAUGCAGGGUUUGGAGACAAGGAGUUCUCCAAAGCUCGAAUGCCAUCACCAAAGAGUCAGAGCAAAUGUUACACUGCUGAAAGUUAUGAUGAUGAUGAUUACACCAACACGGCAGAUUUAAACUUGUAUGGAAAUAUCUGAAGAAAAUGCCACUUGCCAGACGAAGACUGUAGACUUCACACAGGCUAAGAUAGAGCAUGCAUUCCUGUUACAUAUAGUAUUGUGAUUCAUUUUACAGUCAGCCUAUCAUGGCUUAGACAUAGUAUACCAUAUUAAUAUAUGUAGUAAGCCAUAUUGAUAUAUGUCUAGAUUUUCAAGGCAAAAUAAUUAGCCCUCCUGUAAAAUUUAAAUAGUUUUAGAUUAAUUAAUUAAUUAAUUUGUUUUAUAUUAAAUUAUAUAUCAUGUAUAUGUAUGUUUGGCUGGAAUAAAGACAAUACAUAAAUAUUAACGUAUAAUAAAAGUAUAUCAAUAUUAAUAAAUAUAUAACAAUUUAAGAUUUUAAAAAAUCUAUCAUUUUAUAUUAUUGUUUUUGCAGACACAGUAAGACAAAGAACUGACAGACAAACAAAGCCCUCACGUAACAACAAUCUGUGUAAAAUUUAAACUAAAGAAUGAAACAAGGGCAAAUGGCGACAUACAAGAAACGUAUGGCCUACAAAACAACAUAGCAAAAGAGAGAGAAGAAAAUGUUCCAAUUUUUAGAAAUUAAGCAACAUUAUUAGGCUUUAUGUUGUGUUAGAAACAAAGACUGCAUUCCUCAUUUUAUCAUUAUAUCAAAUUGUACAGAGUUCUCAGAGGUGGUGUACUGUAUCUAAUUCUUUCCACAUAAAAAGUGAAGGUGAGUCCAUAGCCAGUCAGAAAAAUGGCAGUUAUGGCAAAAACAAAAUAAAUUACUUAUUAAAACUAUUAUUAAAAUUGAUUGAAAAAUAUCUCUGUUAAUCAGCACUGGGGAAAUAUUUGAAAAAGAAAAAAAAAUCACAAGCUAAUAAUAUUGUCUUCAACUGAAUAUAUAUCAUUGCGAAUGUUAUGCUAAAUAAUAAUGUUUUUUUUUUUUCUAAACAUAAUUUCUAAACAAAAUAGUUGUAAUAACUAACUUCCAAUAACUGUUUUUUUUAAAUCUUUGUCAUGAUGGCAGUAAAUUAUAUUUUACUAGAUAUUUUUCAAGAUAUUAGUAUUUAGCUAAAAUGACAUUUAAAGGCUUAACUAGAUUAACUAGGUUAACUAGGCAAGUUAGGGUAAUUAGGCAAGUUAUCGUAUAACAAUGGUUGUUGGUCGAACAAAAAUAUUGCUAGUAUAAGAGGGCUCAAAAUAUUGUCAUUGAUAUGGUUUAAAAAAUUAAACUGCUUUUAUUCUAGCCCAAAUAAAACAAAUAAGCCUUUCUCCAGAAGAAAAAAAAAAU
Molecule: messenger RNA, 2395 nt
Organism: Danio rerio (zebrafish)
Lineage: Eukaryota; Metazoa; Chordata; Actinopteri; Cypriniformes; Danionidae
Source: RefSeq, a predicted model, not a curated record